CCGGGCGAGGGCGGGCCUGGAGCGCUGCGGGGAGGCGCCAGCCGCGGACGGACGGAGCGGUUGCUGCUGGUGCAGCAGCUCCUGUGCGUUGGAGGCGGCGGCGGCGGCGGCGGCGGCGUGGAAAGCCAUCCAGCCGAGCCGGGAGAGCAGGCCGAGCGGGAAGGCGGACGGGCUGCGGGGCUGCAGGAACGGCCCGGGGAGGCCCCUCGAGCGCUCUCUUCGACUGGGCCCGCAUUCCGCCCUCGCGCCCACCCACUUGCGGCGAGACAGCCACUGGGAAGAUGGACCUGCCUCUGGGGAAUCCUCCCGCCCAGCCUCUCUCGGAGCUUCCACAGCCCGCUCCAUCUUCCCCAAAUGUAUGUGAGCUGCGCACAGCGGUGUCCUGCUUUGCUGAAGAGACUGUCUCCCUGCUGUCAGCCAAUGGCCUGUUAAGCCACUCCCUGUUCAGGACAGCCAGCAACACGGGGGCACAUCAACGGGAGCCAGCCAGGUCCUCAGCUGCAGCCCGGCGCAAGCGGGAAUUCAUCCCGGAUGAGAGGAAGGACGAUGGCUACUGGGACAAGAGGAAGAAGAACAACGAGGCAGCCAAGCGCUCCCGGGAGAAGCGGCGCGUCAGUGACCUGGCCCUGGAGGGGCGGGUGCUGGCCCUGCUGGAAGAGAAUGCCCGCCUCAAGGCGGAGCUCCUGGCCCUCAAAUUCCGCUUUGGCUUAAUUCGGGACCCAGCCGAGCCUUCCCGGCCAGUGGUCACUCUGACCACGGAGUCCCACCGGCCAGCCACCGCACCCCAGCACUGCCCAGUGGCUCCUGACCCACCGCGCUACACCUGCCCCUUCCGGCCCGAGCCUGGCACCAGCUCCGAGGACUCUGGGUUCUCCACCCCAGGCAGCUCCAGCAUGGGGAGCCCUGUCUUUUUCGAGGAGCGUGACAGGGUUGAGGAAGGGAUGCUAUACGAUGGGCAGUGCCUCGUGCCAGACACUCCAGGGGAUGGAGCUGAUCUGAGCCGGGUGGGCCGUUACGACUCUGGGGAGAGCGUCAAAGGUCUGCCCCACAAGCUGCGUUUCAAAAUGGCUGGGGGGUCAGAGGAGAUGGCCGGAGAGCCAUCGGGACACUACCCACCGUCCCCACCAGUAGGAACCUGGAGAGGGCCGGCCGCACGGGAAGAGCUGAGGAAUGGAGGAGCCCCUGUCAGCACGAUGGCGUUUGAUGGUGGUUGCGAAACGGAGGCCCCAGGGGCCCAGCUGCCGGCCCUCCAGGGGCCUGGGUACCAGACAGAAAACAGCACCCUGCGGAGCCAGCUAGCCUCACUUUCAGCUGAGGUGGCCCAGCUGAAAAAGCUCUUCUCUGAACAGAUCCUGAUCAAGAUGAACUGAACGGGUUGGGGAGGCACAGCUUGUCAGGGCUGGUUGCUCCCCCUUUCCCCCACAAUCAAAACCCAGCUUCUGUAUAUUUGUACAGAACUUGACCCUAGCGGGGUCUGUUUUGUCUUCUACAUGCCGUAAUAAAAAUUCGUCCUUAGGAUAAUGUGUCCCUCACAGCAAUUGCCCCAUUCCUCUGUUUCCAAACGGCUUACAUUCAGGGAACCCUUUCCACAUGGACUUGUCUGCCUUGGAACCACUUCAGAGAUUCUGGGAGGCCUUCUAUGUCACACAUGCAGUUCAUGUGCGCAGAGUGUGCCCCAAAAGACACCCAAGCAGUACAGUCUAGCGUAGGACUGGUGGUGGUGGGCAUCUCCCUUCUGCAGAAGCUUGUCUGCCACUGCUCGUUUUCUCAUUGGGGAACCCCAGAACGCAGUUUGGAAGCCACUGUCCUGUUUGAGUAUGACAUAAGCCCAUUAGUUCAAUUUCUUUCCUCCCCAAUGGAGCAGACCAAGGAGUCUUAACUGCCCCAGUCUCCCAAGCAUUAGUCACUGGAGGACCAUUGUUUCCUCCAAGCAGUGGGCCCGAGGCUGCCUCAUAGCCCCUACUCCUACAUUUUUCACACACAAACACACAACCCCCCCCUUUUUUUUGCUAGGCUGGAAAGAUGGGGCACAUUAGGGUGAGCACAUAGAUAAACCCCUCUCUGCAAUAGCCAGGCCAAGAAAUAAACAUGAUGGGCAACUGAGGCAUGAUAGAGUGAUGGGUUGGAAUGGAGGGGGCAUAAUAUGGGUGCCUACAUUGAGGAACACCACUGCAUCCCUCAAAUCAUUACUGCCUCCUACACUUUCCUGUCACCAUGCCCAGUACUUAAUCCCUAAAAUUAAGAGAUUCUGGAGCUCAGACCUGACUGGAAGAAAACCCUCUGACCAUCCCUGGGUGUGAGAGCUUGCGAAGAAUACUUUGUUCAUGCUCAAAAGUACUCUCCUUUGUUAGUAUUUGACAUGUUUCAGUGUGGUAGCCUGGCAUUUAAAUUACUCAAGCUGUCAAUGGAAGAACUUUAGUUGAUUAGUCUACCUUUUACUUAUUAAAUCCAUUGAUUCAGUUUAAAUUUUUGUGUAUUACCAUACCUGCCAUGUGGAUACCUUUUUGAGAUAAAUUAACAUUUUUAAUAAAAAGUUACCACUCA
Molecule: messenger RNA, 2544 nt
Organism: Hemicordylus capensis (graceful crag lizard)
Lineage: Eukaryota; Metazoa; Chordata; Lepidosauria; Squamata; Cordylidae
Exons: 2
Coding region: 282-1370 (362 amino acids)
Biological process (GO): circadian rhythm; regulation of DNA-templated transcription
Cellular component (GO): nucleus
Molecular function (GO): DNA-binding transcription factor activity; DNA binding
Source: RefSeq, a predicted model, not a curated record